UUAGAACUUAUUUUCCUGUUCUGUUCAUUUUGCAGGACAAUCCCAUUUGCCUGGAAUCUCAUUACUUCUGGUUAUGUUGAACAAUCUAUAUAUGGGGUAGUGAUCAUCACAUUGGGUCUCCUGUUUAUUGGAAAGCUGCUUGAACCAAUAUGGGGCUCCAGGGAAUUCUUUAAAUUCAUCUUUGUGGUUAAUCUUCUAACUUCAAUAUGUGUAUUCAUCACUGCCAUUGCCUUAUACUACAUUACUAGGCUGGAGACUUACCUUUACAUGCCGCUCUCUGGAUUUCAUGGAGUUAUAUCUGGUUUCUUGGUUGGCAUCAAGCAAAUUAUACCGGAUCAAGAGCUUCCUUUCAUCAAGAUAAAAACAAAGUGGUUGCCAUCUAUCACUUUAUUGCUUUACAUUGCUAUUAGCUUCUGGACACUAGAGGCUACAACAUAUCUUCCUACGAUUAUAUCUGGCACAUAUAUAAGCUGGAUUUACCUUAGAUACUGGCAGAGGAAACCAGAAGCAAAACUUAGAGGUGACCCAAGUGAGGAUUUUGCUUUCUCCACAUUUUUCCCCGAAUUUUUAAGACCAGUUAUAGAUCCUAUUGCAUCAAUUUUUCACCGAAUGCUCUGCGGAAGAUCUAAUACUUCUAAUAAUGGGCAAGUCUACAAUCUGGAAAGUGAGCCUUUACCAGGUUCAGAUUCAAUCGAGGCUUCUAGGAGAAGAGAAAGAGGUGCUCGAGCACUGGAAGAACGAUUGGCUGCUGAGAGGUUGGCUGCUGCACGACGUGAAUUACAAAGAGAAGCUGAGGAAAAUGUAUAAUUCAGCAACAUCAGUUAUUGAUAUUUCCAGAGGUCGUACAGUAAUUAAUUAGAGAAUUUUUGUUUAGGUCAAGGAAGAUUUAAUGGGCAUUUUUCCUUGGAUAAUCUUUACAAAACCAAAGGUUUCUCUUUUGUCAGAUAAAUAUAAUUUACUUUCU
Messenger RNA from Vigna umbellata (rice bean), 964 nucleotides. The record is from RefSeq and is a predicted model, not a curated record. Lineage: Eukaryota; Viridiplantae; Streptophyta; Magnoliopsida; Fabales; Fabaceae.